ACGAAUUGUGAAGUGAUGACGGAGACGUAACUUUCUGAUACUUUUCUUUUUCUGUUUUUUUCUUUUUUUUUUAAAGCCCGUCCGCACAAACUACACACGUGCUGGACCCUCGAUACAUAGAGGGGGGGCACCAGGAUCCAUCCAUCCAUCCACGGACGUAGCGUAUUCCUCCAUCCAUCCCUUGUCGAUUCCGUCAUGGAAGUUGUCGAUGUCUGGUAUAGUAAACAAGAUUACAUCGAAACUGCUUCAGGAAACAAAGUGAGCAGAAACUCUGUGCUUUGUGGCAGCCAAAAUAUUGUCCUCAAUGGAAAGACCAUUAUCCAGUCCGAGUCCAUCAUCAGAGGCGACUUGGCAAACGUGAGGAUAGGCCGCCACUGCGUAAUCAGCGAAAAAUCUGUCAUAAGACCUCCAUUCAAGAAGUUCAGCAAAGGGGUGGCGUUUUUCCCGCUCCAAAUUGGAGAUCACGUCUUUAUCGACGAAGGCAGCGUCAUAAACGCAGCUUGCGUUGGCUCCUAUGUGUACAUCGGCAAAAACUGCCUUGUGGGACGCAGAUCAGUGUUGAAAGACUGUUGUAUGAUUAUGGACAACACAGUGUUAGCCCCAGAGACUGUUGUCCCCGCAUUUGCAGUAUAUUCUGGCUCUCCAGGAUUAUUUAGCGGAGAGCUCCCGGAAUGCACGCAAGACAUAAUGGUUGAUUUUACUAAAGAAUAUUACCAGCAUUUCAAACCAAAAGGUUCUGGGUAGCACCGAUGUAUUGAAUACUUUUGUGAACAAAGCUCCGUCCUGUCUA
This is a messenger RNA of Ornithodoros turicata, 790 nucleotides long. RefSeq names its product dynactin subunit 5-like. The coding region runs from base 196 to 744 and encodes 182 amino acids. Lineage: Eukaryota; Metazoa; Arthropoda; Arachnida; Ixodida; Argasidae. The record is from RefSeq and is a predicted model, not a curated record. The transcript has 6 exons. Gene Ontology annotation, cellular component: dynactin complex.